CAAACUAUUUGUCUUUCUCUUGGUGAUUUGUUAACGUUUGUUAGCUGAUGAAUAUUGUAUUAUAGAACAAUAUAUUAAAUAUAUAGAAUUUUUAGGAAUCUACAUAAAUUUAUUAUAUCAUGAAUAAUACUAAUAAUGUACCUCAUAUUGAUCGUGAAUUAGAUUUGUCAAAUACAGGCCGGGGUGUAUGGCUUGUUAAGGUACCGAAAUAUAUAGCAAAUAAAUGGGAUAAAGCUUCGGGAAAUAUCGAAGUAGGAAAGUUAAAAAUAUCUCGCGUACCUGGUCAAAAGGCGCAAGUUCAACUAUCCUUGUCGGAGGCAGUAUUGUGUCUUAAAGAUCCUGGAGAGCAGAGUAUACCAAAAGAACAUCGUCUUGACGUGUCCAAUGUGACAAGACAAUCAUUAGGUGUAUUUUCUCAUGUAGUGCCCUCAAACACAGAUGCUGUUAUACCUGAAUCAGAAAAGCUUUAUAUGGAAGGUCGUAUUGUACAAAAAUUGGAAUGUAGACCAUAUGCAGAUCCCACAUACUAUAGAUUAAAAUCAGAAUCUAUCAGGAAAGCUUCUAUGCCCCAACGUCAAGUUCAGCAAUUGGAUAGAAUUGUACAGAACUUCAAACCAAUCUCCGAUCAUAAACAUAAUAUUGAGUAUCAAGAGAAGAAAAAGGCUGAGGGCAAAAAGGCUCGUGAUGACAAAGAUGCUGUACUUAAUAUGCUGUUUGCUGCAUUUGAGAAACAUCAAUAUUAUAACAUCAAAGAUUUACAGAAGAUAACAAAACAGCCUAUAGUAUAUUUGAAGGAAAUACUGAAGGAAGUGUGUAAUUAUAACUUGAAAAAUCCACAUAAGAAUAUGUGGGAACUGAAACCAGAGUACAGACAUUACAAACAAGAAGUCCCUGUCGAAACUAAGGAAGACAAGAAUAGUUCUGAUAGUGACUAAAUCAUAAAAAAAUGUUUUAUUUUGUAUUGUGAAGUGUAGUUUUAUAUAUUGUUAUGGACAUGCCAAGAUAGUACUACUGCAGACAAGUUUUCUGUGUCAUGAGAAUUUUGUGAUUCUCUGAAUCUUGACAUUCUCAUUUGCAAAAUUGGACUAUUAUGUAUAAGACUGUAUGUAAUUAUGUUUAUUAUAAGCAAAAAUAUAAUAUUUUGUUAAUAUGACUCAUGUUUUAGUUAAUUUAAAUAGGUAAAAUAAAAUAAUACAUAUGUUA
This is a messenger RNA of Galleria mellonella (greater wax moth), 1203 nucleotides long. RefSeq names its product general transcription factor IIF subunit 2 (gene TfIIFbeta). The record is from RefSeq and is a predicted model, not a curated record. Gene Ontology annotation, cellular component: transcription factor TFIIF complex. The transcript has 4 exons. NCBI's taxonomy places the organism in Eukaryota, Metazoa, Arthropoda, Insecta, Lepidoptera, Pyralidae. The coding region runs from base 120 to 935 and encodes 271 amino acids. Gene Ontology annotation, biological process: transcription initiation at RNA polymerase II promoter; transcription by RNA polymerase II.